Molecule: messenger RNA, 465 nt
Organism: Ochotona princeps (American pika)
Lineage: Eukaryota; Metazoa; Chordata; Mammalia; Lagomorpha; Ochotonidae
Gene: SUPT4H1
Product: SPT4 homolog, DSIF elongation factor subunit
Exons: 5
Coding region: 71-424 (117 amino acids)
Biological process (GO): regulation of transcription elongation by RNA polymerase II; mRNA processing; chromatin organization
Cellular component (GO): DSIF complex; nucleus
Molecular function (GO): zinc ion binding; RNA polymerase II complex binding
Source: RefSeq, a predicted model, not a curated record
CUUCCGGCGUUCUCGGAGUUAGUGGCGGUGUCUUCGGCUGUUGAGGAUCUUGUGCAUCUCGUUCUGGAAGAUGGCCCUGGAGACGGUGCCGAAGGACCUGCGUCACCUGCGGGCUUGCUUGCUGUGUUCGUUGGUCAAGACUAUCGACCAGUUCGAGUACGACGGCUGUGACAAUUGUGACGCGUACCUGCAGAUGAAGGGCAACCGGGAGAUGGUGUAUGACUGCACCAGCUCCUCCUUUGAUGGAAUCAUCGCCAUGAUGAGUCCCGAGGACAGCUGGGUCUCCAAGUGGCAGCGAGUCAGUAACUUUAAGCCGGGAGUGUAUGCGGUCUCAGUCACUGGUCGCCUGCCGCAAGGAAUCGUGCGGGAGCUGAAAAGUCGAGGAGUGGCCUACAAAUCCAGAGACACGGCUAUAAAGACCUAGCGAGAUUGGAUGUAGCCGGCACUCGGCCCUCCACCUCCCGU